Molecule: messenger RNA, 1919 nt
Organism: Mercurialis annua (annual mercury)
Lineage: Eukaryota; Viridiplantae; Streptophyta; Magnoliopsida; Malpighiales; Euphorbiaceae
Product: 3-ketoacyl-CoA synthase 4
Exons: 1
Coding region: 191-1699 (502 amino acids)
Biological process (GO): fatty acid biosynthetic process
Cellular component (GO): membrane
Molecular function (GO): acyltransferase activity, transferring groups other than amino-acyl groups
Source: RefSeq, a predicted model, not a curated record
AAAGUUUUUAUUUUGACUGACCAUUCUAAAAGUCAUAUCCUGCCGCUGAAAACUCAAAUAUCAAUCGAUUUUCUCUCUCCUCGUUCAUACCCGUUCUUUUUUCUCUCUGUCCGUUUAAUUUUUGUUUCUCUUACAUUCGCAUUAAGACAAUAAUUUUAAUUUUCGUUUAAUAUUAUACUUAUCCACCGCCAUGGACUCCGGCUGCGAGAUUCGGAUCCAUCAUAACCGGCGGCUACCGGACUUCUUACAGAGCGUGAAUCUCAAGUACGUCAAACUCGGAUAUCACUACCUAAUCUCUAAUUUAUUAGCCUUAUGUUUCAUUCCGUUAAUCAUUAUCACUUCAAUUGAAGCGUCUCAGAUGAAUCCCGACGAUCUCCGCCACCUAUGGCUCCACCUUCAAUACAAUCUUGUCGCCAUCAUUAUCUGCUCCGCUUUUCUCGUCUUCGGUUUGACCGUUUAUAUUAUGACCCGUCCCCGACCCAUUUAUUUAGUCGAUUAUUCUUGCUACCGUGCUCCUGAUCAUCUCAAAGCUCCAUUUGACCGUUUCAUGGAGCAUUCCAGACUCACCGGCGAUUUUGACGAGUCUUCUCUCGAGUUCCAGCGUAAGAUUUUGGAGCGUUCGGGCCUUGGUGAAGACACGUAUGUUCCUGAGGCUAUGCAUUCUAUUCCUCCGCAGCCGUCUAUGGCGGCCGCCAGGGAAGAGGCGGAGCAGGUUAUGUUCGGUGCUUUGGAUAAUUUAUUUGCUAAUACGAAUAUAAACCCUAAGAAUAUUGGCAUUCUUGUUGUUAAUUGUAGUUUGUUUAAUCCGACACCGUCUUUAUCUGCUAUGAUUGUUAAUAAGUAUAAAUUGAGAGGUAAUAUUCGGAGUUUCAAUUUAGGAGGCAUGGGCUGUAGCGCUGGUGUUAUCGCGGUUGAUCUUGCUAAAGAUUUAUUGCAAGUUCAUAGGAAUACUUAUGCAGUUGUUGUUAGUACUGAGAAUAUAACCCAGAAUUGGUAUUUUGGAAAUAAGAAAUCUAUGUUGAUACCUAAUUGUUUGUUCCGAGUUGGAGGUUCUGCAGUUUUGCUUUCUAAUAAAUCCGUUGAUAGAAGACGUGCUAAGUAUAAGCUUGUUCAUGUUGUGAGGACUAAUCGCGGUGCUGAUGACAAGGCAUUUAUGUGUGUGUAUCAAGAACAGGAUAGUGCAGGGAAGACUGGUGUUUCUUUGUCUAAAGAUUUGAUGGCUAUUGCCGGUGAGUCUUUGAAAGCUAAUAUUACUACGUUGGGUCCUUUGGUGCUGCCAAUUAGUGAGCAGCUUUUGUUCUUCGCAACUCUUGUGGUUAAGAAGCUGUUUAAUAAGAAGAUGAAGCCUUAUAUUCCGGAUUUCAAGUUGGCAUUUGAUCAUUUUUGUAUACAUGCUGGUGGCAGAGCUGUGAUUGAUGAGUUAGAGAAGAACUUGCAGCUUUCGCCUCUGCAUGUGGAGGCAUCGAGGAUGACUCUUCACCGCUUUGGGAAUACUUCAUCGAGUUCAAUUUGGUAUGAGUUGGCCUAUGUCGAGGCCAAGAAUAGGAUGCGCAAGGGAAACCGAGUUUGGCAGAUUGCUUUUGGAAGCGGUUUCAAAUGUAACAGUGCAGUGUGGGAGGCACUUCGGAAUGUCAAGCCAUCCGACAAUAGUCCUUGGGAAGAUUGUAUAGAUAAGUAUCCCGUGAAAUUACUUGUCUAACGCAAGAACAUAUGCAUUUUAGAAUUCCCCUCAAGUCAUUCAGUAGGAGUCGAACUGUUUUAGCUUUGCCUGCAUAGGUUUUAAAUUGUACUUUAUUGCGUCUUUCCAUAUGAUUUUGGAAGUUAAAGAGUACUAUUCUUGUACGCCAGUUAAUUAUACUCGUCUCAUAGAACUAUGGCAUUAGCAUUUAUUCAUCAUAAUUCAAAACUUUCGGCAUCAA